AUGCCUAAAUCAAUUGGAUCUUCAUCAGAACACUUGGUAGAGCCUGUUCAAUUUAAAUCAAGACAAGCUUUUAGCGAAUCUGUCAGGCUAAAAAUGUGGUGGUAUGAUGCUUAUGAACAGUUUUACAAAGGAUCCGUUUAUAUUUUCGGAAAGACGUUCAAUGAACCUAAAAACAAAUAUGAAAGUUGUUGUAUUUUACUACAAGGUAUUUCAAGAGAAAUUUAUAUUCUUCCGAGGCAGUACAAAGUGAAUGAUGCCGGAGAAGGGAUGGCAGAAAAAGUAACUUUAAACGAUUUAAAAGCAGAAUUAAACGAACUAUUAAAACGAAAAGGUAUUUUCGACUAUACGUUGACAGAAUGCAAGCGCAAAUAUGCUUUUGGCACACCUGAUAUUCCAUCUGAAGCCAUUUAUAUCAAAUUAUGUUACAGUUACAAAGAUUAUGAAUUACCCAAUACAUUGAGUGGAAAUACGUUUAGUCAUAUUUUUGGUGCAAGUACAGGUCCACUUGAACAUUUUAUUAUCAAAAAGGAUGUGAUGGGUCCUUGCUGGCUAGAUAUUCAGAAUGUCAGAUUGACGGACACUACUCAAUCAUGGUGUGCUUUGAACGGUGUUAGUUUGAUGGACAAUUGCUCUGUAGCUGAUCAAGGAGAGGAAAUGCCACCCUUAACAGUAUUGUCUUUAAACUUAAAAACAAGAAUGAACAGAAGCAUAAAGUCGAAUGAGAUUAUUGCUGCAAGUGGAUUUGUUCGCAAGAAUGUAAGCAUUCAACAAGAGGAUAAAUUACCCGUAAAUGCUUCUUGUUUUACAUUUCUACGCUUACUGCCCAACACACGUUAUAUACCCGAUGCCAUUCAGCAAGACAGUCAAAGCACAAACCAUCAUGUCUAUUUUGAAAACUCAGAAGAAGCUCUUUUGAAUGGCUUACUCAGCAUGAUCCAUCGUAUUGACCCAGAUAUCAUUGUUGGUCAUAACUUUCUUGGCAUCAGCCUAAACAUAUUGUUGCAUCGAAUGAAACACUACAACAUUGAUUAUUGGCACAAAAUAGGUAGACUUCGAACUUGCAAAUGGCCCAAGUUGUCCUCUGGUUUUGGUAGUGAUGUUUCCAGUUUACAAGAACGUCGUCUAAUGAGCGGAAGAAUUGUGUGCGAUACGUUUGUUACGUCUAAAGAUCUUAUCAAGAGCAAAUCUUAUGAUUUAACACAACUGGCUUCUUCGCAACUCCAUAUUGUGCGUGAGGAUAUCAAACCUGAUGAUCUUGAAAAGCAUUAUGAAACUGGAGAAGGGCUACUUUUGUUUGUCAAGCAUUGUUUGUAUGACGCCUAUCUCUCCUAUCGAUUGAUGACUAAAAUGAACGUCUUGCCACUCACAAAGCAGCUCACAAAUCUAUCAGGUAAUUUAUGGUCGCAUACUCUUUAUGGCGCGCGUUUAGAACGUAAUGAGUAUCUUUUACUUCAUACGUUUUAUCGCAAGAAUUACAUAUGCCCAGACAAGACAUUUAGAGAAAAACGACAGCUACAGUUGCUAGAUCAAGAUUUAGGUAAGCAACGAGUGACAUGGAAAACAACCAAUUCAGAAUCAAACUCGUUUGUUGGUGGUCUAGUACUUGACCCUAAAGUGGGUCUGUAUGAUGAUUAUGUCUUGCUAUUGGAUUUCAACAGUUUAUACCCUACUAUUAUGCAAGAAUUCAAUGUGUGUUUUACAAGUAUGAGAUCUGAUCAAGAUCGCGUAUUUUUUAGCAAUGAAUCCAUGGGUGUCUUGCCAGAACUUGUCAGUAUGUUUAUCGAACGAAGAAAAAAGAUCAAGCAAUUGAUGAAGGCGCCUGGUGUGGGCAAAGCUCACCAAUCACGCUAUGAAAUUGAACAAAUGGCUCUCAAGUUAACUGCCAACAGUAUGUAUGGUUCUCUAGGUUCAUCCGUUUCUCGUUUUCAAGCCAAGUCACUUGCUAUGUUUAUUACAGAAAAGGGUCGAGAAAUUCUUCAAAGUACUGUGGAUUUAGCAAAAGAAAUGGGAUUGGAUGUGAUUUAUGGUGAUACAGACUCUGUCAUGAUCAAUACUCAUCAAAAGAAACUUGCUGUAGCAAAAGCUAUGGGUGAACUCUUUAAGCGCAGAGUCAAUCGUCAUCAUCGAUUACUUGAGAUUGGCAUUGAUGGGGUAUUUAGACGCACACUUCUCUCUCGUAAAAAGAAAUAUGCUUCUCUAGUCGUUACUCAAUCUCGAGACGGCCAUUGGCAAGAAUCCAUGCAGGUGAAAGGAUUUGAUUUAGUGCGAAGAGAUUGGUGUAGUCUAUCACACGAUGUAUCUGAAUAUGUUCUUAAGACUAUUUUCUUUGAACCAGAUCAAAAGACAACGGUGGAUACUAUUCAUCAAUAUCUCAAGACAGUAGCUCAAAAGGCCAAAGCAGGAGAAUAUGCCAUUCAUGACUACAUCAUUCGAAAACAACUCACGAAAUCGCUUGAGGAGUAUAGUGGCUCUAGAUCCAAUCCUCAUGUUAUGGUUGCUAAAGAAAUGCGUCGUGCUGGUCGGAUGGUACGGGUGGGCGACACUAUUUCCUAUGUGAUGUGCAAACAGGAUUCCAAAUCUUCUCCUCCAGUGGCUCGUAUGAUUGACGAUACAGAUAUUGAAUGGUACUUGAAAAAGCAAAUUUUGCCUCCUGUUUAUAGAUUGUGUCAACCUAUACAAGGUACUGACAUACAACAGUUAACAGCACAACUUGGUUUGGAUAUGAAGGAUUUGGUACAAGAAAUGGAAACUAUGCAACUGGAGAAAUUAGAGAAAGAAGAAGAUCCUGACUUCAUCUUGUUAAAUGAUAUUAACCGUUACAGCCAUAUUGAGCCUCCUACCUUUGAAUGCUUUGCAUGUAGCCAUCUCAGCAUUUAUACAGGACCUAUUCAAGUAGAAAACGGACACAUGGUUUCUGGAUUAACAUGUUCAUCUUGCCAUUCUGUGAUGAACGCUGCUAGUAUCUGGUGUCAAGUUCGACUGAAAAUAGAAUCUCUUGUGGAAAAAUGCUACAAUAGAAUAUUAGUCUGCAGUAAUAAGUCAUGCGAUUUUUAUACUCGAAAUGAAAGUGAAACUCAUUGUUUGGUACCUAACUGCAAUGGAAACUUGGUUCCUGAGAUUUCUGAUAGAAGUUUAUAUAAUCAAUUAUGCUAUCUUUCUCAACUGUUUGAUUAUCCACAAGCAAGGGAAAAGGUGCCAGAUAAUUUAGAAGAUCAUGUCUCGCAUUGUCAAUCAGAAUUUGCCAUGAUAAAGCAACGUAUUGAUCAGUUUAUUGAGCAUUCAAACUAUCGGUUUGUUAAUAUUUCAUGGGCGGCUUAA
Molecule: messenger RNA, 3318 nt
Organism: Gilbertella persicaria
Lineage: Eukaryota; Fungi; Mucoromycota; Mucoromycetes; Mucorales; Choanephoraceae
Exons: 7
Coding region: 1-3318 (1105 amino acids)
Biological process (GO): mitotic DNA replication initiation; leading strand elongation; lagging strand elongation
Cellular component (GO): alpha DNA polymerase:primase complex
Molecular function (GO): purine nucleotide binding; single-stranded DNA binding; DNA-directed DNA polymerase activity
Source: RefSeq, a predicted model, not a curated record